AUGAAGAUCUUCUAUAUGGGCGUUCUUCGGAACGACUCUCAGCCCGCUUUGCAGCUAUGCGCCGAGAAGGACCUCACCAGUUUCUCUCGUUUUACCCGUCAAAACUAUGAAGAGUUCCUUAUGCUUUUCUGUCGUACGGUCGCCGAGCGCACGAAGCCCGGGCAGCGCCAGGAUAUUGAAGAGAAGUCAUACACAUUUCACGCCUACGGCCGUACAGAGGGUGUCGCCGGUGUGAUUGUCACCGACGGCGAAUACCCCGCCCUGGUUGCCCACCAGCUCCUUAGCAAGAUGGUCGACGAAUUCCUCGCCAAGCACCCUCGCACUGCCUUCUCCGAUCCCUCUCUGCGCGAGGACGCCUGCCCUUUGCCGGCGCUCAAGGAAUACAUUGUCAAGUACCAGGACCCCAGCCAGGCCGAUAGCAUUAUGAAGAUCCAGCAGGAGCUGGACGAGACCAAGAUUGUGCUACACAAGACAAUUGAGAGCGUUCUUGAACGUGGUGAGAAGAUUGACUCCCUGGUUCAGAAGAGUGAUGGGCUUUCUGCCCAAAGUAAGAUGUUCUAUACCCAGGCCAAGAAGCAGAACUCCUGCUGUGUUGUCAUGUAA
Molecule: messenger RNA, 603 nt
Organism: Penicillium maclennaniae
Lineage: Eukaryota; Fungi; Ascomycota; Eurotiomycetes; Eurotiales; Aspergillaceae
Product: palmitoyltransferase YKT6
Exons: 6
Coding region: 1-603 (200 amino acids)
Biological process (GO): endoplasmic reticulum to Golgi vesicle-mediated transport
Cellular component (GO): membrane; Golgi apparatus
Molecular function (GO): SNAP receptor activity
Source: RefSeq, a predicted model, not a curated record